Molecule: messenger RNA, 2925 nt
Organism: Scleropages formosus (Asian bonytongue)
Lineage: Eukaryota; Metazoa; Chordata; Actinopteri; Osteoglossiformes; Osteoglossidae
Gene: dbf4
Product: DBF4-CDC7 kinase regulatory subunit
Exons: 12
Coding region: 232-2100 (622 amino acids)
Biological process (GO): regulation of cell cycle phase transition; positive regulation of nuclear cell cycle DNA replication
Cellular component (GO): Dbf4-dependent protein kinase complex
Molecular function (GO): protein serine/threonine kinase activator activity; nucleic acid binding; zinc ion binding
Source: RefSeq, a predicted model, not a curated record
AGAAGAAACAAACAGUAGGAUCCGGUUUUGCUGUCAGGGAGAAGCGGACAUUUUUUUUUCCCGGCGGUUCUCCCUUUUUUUUUCUGCUAAAGGGGACGUUCCUCCAGAGAUUGUGCGUUUGCAAUGUUGUGUUUGCGCAGGCUGUGAGAAAAGUACGCUAUUUUCGCUGUCUCGUUGGGUAUGGUUUCAAGUUUACUGACUUCUAGUUGAACUACUAGCUGACCACCUAAAAUGAAAUCUGCCCAACCUAAGCUGCAAGAGUCCAAUGUGGAGGAUGGGCCUCGCAAGUUUUCGUCGAAACGAAGCUGCGCAGCGAGUCAUCCGUCUCCGUUACAGUACAAACCCCUGUUAGGAAAGUGUUUUUACUUGGAUUUGCAGUUCAGUAAAAAAAGUGAGGCUUUGGAGAAAGACAUCAAAAAGUUAGGAGGGACCAUUGAGAAGUUCUUCAGCAAAGAGAUAAGAUACCUUGUAUCAGACAAACAGGAGGCCAGAUAUGUCCAGCGUCUGGGCAGGAGCUCUGUGGUGCCGAGCCCCAGCUCAGCAUCAAGCCUCAGCUCCCCUCAUCCCAGCAACAAGCGAGGAAGCCCAAAGAGCCCAGUGGGAUCUAUACCCGCAAGUAGGGGAAAAUCAUUAGUUGAGAAAGUCAUAAAGGAACAGGAACGGAUACAGAUCAACAGAAUAAUAUCCAAUGCCUUGGAUUGGGGUGUCAAAAUCCUUUACAUUGAUGAUAUUGUCUCUUAUAUUGAAAAAAAGAAAAGAGAUUUUACCACAUCUAAUAAAGUAACCACCACUGGUGAGAAAAAAGAUACUGGACCAACAGAAAAAUCUUUUCAUAAAUACAAUGCAGGAAGAAUCAGAAGACCUUUCAUAAAAGUUGAAGACAGCAGCAGGCACUAUAAACCAAUCUAUCUUUCCAUGCCUUACCUGCCUGAGAUUAAUUUCACCACGGAACCUCCAUGUACGCCAUUUCUCAUGGAAGGCAGUGGGAAGAUUGUCAGUGGGAAGAAACUGAAGGAGUGCAAGACCAAAGACAAGGAGAGAGGAGACAAGCCCUACAAAGUCAAGGGCAAGGUACCAGAAGCCAGGGAAAAGAAACGUGGUGGAUACUGUGAAUGCUGUGUUUUCAAAUAUGAAAACCUCCAAGCGGUAUGUAGAAAAGACCUUACAUGUACUGCUCACAUGUGUCAUUGCCGUGUUCGUGAAAUGGCAUUUCCACUCCUCGUUCAGCAUGUCAGUGGUGAGCAGCACAAAGCUUUUUUGAAGACUGAUGCAUACUCCAUCGUGGACAGACUCAUCUCAGGGCUGGAAUUUGACUUUGACAAUCUCCAAAGUCAAACAAAAAAGAGAAGGUUCAGUGUUUCUUCUGCUGUCAUCCACACGUCUUUGACAAAUUUGGAGGUGAAGAGGGACAUGGGUGGUGGUGGUGAUGAAGACAUGGACAUAUGCUCCCUGUGGGGCCUCACUACAAGACACAGAACCUCCAACACCUUGGAAUGCACUGCUCCCCUGUACACACCAAAGAAGUGCAGCUCUGAGCUUCCAGCGAGUUCCUGUGGCCCCAUUGGGCACCACCAUCAUGUGGCUGAGGGGGACGUCUUGGAUAAAACACCUGUUUCGGUCAUUAGACAGCCAUCAGACACCAGUGUGACAGAUAUUACUUUGAGGUGUAUCAGUGGUCAGGUGCCAGACAAAGGGACUAGCAAAGAACACCAUUCAUUGCCAAGUUUCCCAGAGGAUUUAGAGGGUUCUGCUUCCACUGAAGAUGUUAAAGUUGCUCAUGGACAACUGGAUGUCGAUGAGCUGCAUGGGGACAAUGUGCCAGUGCCAGCAGCGGAAGAAGAACAGAAUCCAAAAGUACUGGAAGAGACAUCACAGGAGAGGACCGCGCAAACCCCUUGCAGUAACGCAAGCGAAACAUGGAGCUCCCCUGCCAGGAGCCUGGGAAAAGUGAAGAGUUUCAGAAGGCAGCAGAAAGUCAAGAAAAGGGUCCCCAAAGGAGCCCUUGAAGAGACAGACUUCUUGAGCUGUCCCCUUCAGAACCUGUGGCAGCUGUUUGAGUCAAGUGAGGACAUGGACAUGGAGUUCAGAGGUUUUGAUUAAUGAGGCCACUGUAACACUUCACACUGUGUUAGAAGAAAAAUAGUGAAGGUAGCUCUUUCUCCUUUAAACUGCACAAAAAUUUUAAUGGAGUAUUAUUUUAGAAAACAAUGUAAAUGCAGGAGGCCCUGGAGCCUUGCUAGCUGUAUUGUGCUUCAGUGGUUUGUCUUUGUGUGUAUAAAAUGGGUGUAUUAUAAAUUCUUUUAUUCUCUUUAUAUGAACUGUUGUAUAAAUGUCUUAGGCAGAAAUGACAGAAUUGUAUCUCAGGCACUAUUUAGCAAGCUUGUAUAAAAUGAGAUUCAGAAAGGUACAUCUUAUUUUUUUUGAAAAUUUAUGCAUAUUUUUGUAAAAUGACAUCUUCCAGCAAUGUGACAUUUUCAUACCGUAAGAGUGUUUUUAAUGUUAUUUGGUAAUGUCUCCAGUAUGUACAGGUUUACUUUUAACUGUAUAUAGGCACUGUGGUGCUGCAGUACAGAGUGUAAGAAAGCCAAGGCUGAAAUCCAUCAGUAUUAAAGCAGCUGGAUGUUCCGUGCUGAAAGUCAGGAAAACAAAUCAAAAUUGAAAUUGAGGCCAUUGCUCAACUGGGCUAUGACUUUGCCCUAAUUAUGGAACGUCAGUUAUUUGAUGGAAAAUAAACAAACUCGCAGUUUGCUAUUGGUGCUCGGUACAAAAACAGUCCAGCUUUGGAGGCGGCGUGAAACGUCCGCUGCCUGGAAACGGGACGAUGGCCGAAGAAAAGGAUAAACUGGCACUGCUGUUUGUAGAGAAAACCCACGAAUGCUGCGACUCACAGUUGGCAUCGCAUCAGAGAGGCAAUGGCCCGCAAGG